Molecule: messenger RNA, 2226 nt
Organism: Salvia miltiorrhiza (redroot sage)
Lineage: Eukaryota; Viridiplantae; Streptophyta; Magnoliopsida; Lamiales; Lamiaceae
Exons: 7
Coding region: 241-2130 (629 amino acids)
Biological process (GO): glucan catabolic process
Molecular function (GO): beta-glucosidase activity
Source: RefSeq, a predicted model, not a curated record
CUGGGUAUAACUGUGAGUUUCAUUGGCUUUCUUUUCUUAAUUUGUUUGCCAUUUUCCUUUUACUUAGGGAAUAAUCUCAAGAAUUCAGAUAUAUUGAUUGCUACACUCAGAAAUACUCAAUUUGUUUAGUAAGAGAUGGUUGGUUGAUGAAGUUUAGUUUGAGCUUUUUCUUCCCCAGCAUAACAGAAGAUAAAUAGUUACAUAGCAUACCCCAUCAUUCGGCAAACUAGAAGCCAAAAAAUGGCAAAAGAUGCCACCCUUGUAAUGGGGCUUCUAAUGCUGUGUUGGUUGGGAGGCAUAGCAGAUGCAGAGUACAAACUGUACAAAGAUCCUAAAAAGCCGAUUAAUCGAAGAAUCAAGGAUUUGUUAGGGAGGAUGAGCUUAGAGGAAAAGAUAGGGCAGAUGAUGCAGAUUGAACGUAGCGAGGCAAUGGCAUCACCCCAAGUUAUGAGGGACUACUACAUAGGGAGUGUGUUGAGUGGUGGAGGGAGUGGUCCAGGUGCGAUGGCGCCUCCUGAGAAAUGGGUGGAUAUGGUGAAUGAUAUCCAGAAGGGCUCGUUGUCGACCCGUCUUGCCAUUCCGAUGAUAUAUGGGAUUGAUGCAGUUCAUGGCCACAACACUGUUUACAAUGCCACCAUUUUCCCCCACAAUAUUGGCCUUGGUGCUACUAGAGAUCCUGAACUAAUCAAGAAAAUUGGAGCUGCCACUGCACUUGAACUCAGAGCCACUGGGAUUCCCUACACUUUUGCACCUUGCAUCGCGGUGUGCAGAGAUCCAAGAUGGGGCAGGUGCUACGAGAGCUACAGCGAAGAUCCCAAGGUUGUGAAAGAAAUGAGUGAGAUCAUAGUAGGACUGCAGGGAGAAAUACCUCCUAAUUCUCGCAAGGGUGUGCCUUAUGUCAGUGGACAAGACAAGGUUGCAGCUUGCGCGAAACACUACGUAGGCGAUGGUGGAACAACCAGAGGCAUCAACAUGAACGAUACUGUGACGAGCAUGCACGGGUUGCUUAGCAUCCACAUGUCUCCCUACCUUGAUUCCAUAAUCAAGGGCGUCGCCACCAUCAUGGUCUCCUACUCCAGCUUCAACGGUGAAAAGAUGCACGCUAACACAAAUCUCAUCACUGGUUUUCUCAAGAAAACACUACGCUUCAGAGGAUUUGUGAUCUCGGAUUACAAAGGCAUAAACCUAAUAACUGAUCCGCCUAGUGCCAAUUACACAUAUUCGAUUCUAGCAGGAAUCGGGGCUGGCAUCGACAUGGUGAUGGUCCCGGAUAACUCUACCGACUUCAUGAAUGGGCUAAGUUGGUUAGUGAGAAGUAAGUACAUUCCGAUGAGCCGGAUUGAUGAUGCCGUGAAGAGAAUACUGAGAGUUAAGUUGGAAAUGGGGCUUUUCGAAAAUCCACUAGCUGAUUACAGCAUGACUAAGUAUUUAGGCAGUGAGGCGCACAGAGAAGUGGCAAGAGAAGCAGUGAGGAAAUCCCUAGUCCUGUUGAAGAACGGGGCGGCAGCGGACGAGCCGUUGAUACCGCUUCCUAGGAAAGCAUCCAAGGUACUGGUUGCGGGCUCCCACGCCCACAACAUCGGCUACCAGUGCGGCGGCUGGACGAUCGAGUGGCAGGGGAAGGGCGGCGACAUCACUUCCGGCACUACCAUCCUGAGUGCGAUACAGAGCACAGUUGAUCCGGAGACGGAGGUUGUUUACGUGGAAAGGCCAGACGCGGGAUACGUGAAGUCGAGCGACUUCUCGUACGCGGUUGUGGUGGUGGGGGAGCUGCCUUAUGCGGAGGGGAGCGGGGAUAGCUUCAACUUGACGCUGCCGGACUCGGGUUACGGCGCCAUCGGGGACGUGUGCGGAGCCGUGAGAUGCGUGGUGGUGCUGAUCACGGGGCGGCCGGUGGUGAUGGAGCCGUAUAUGGCGCAGAUUGAUGCGCUCGUAGCGGCGUGGCUGCCGGGAACGGAGGGGCAGGGUGUUGCUGAUGUUUUAUACGGUGUGCAUGGGUUUAGUGGGACGCUUCCUCGUACUUGGUUCAAGACCGUUGAUCAACUUCCUCUCAAUGUCGGUGAUCGGCCCUAUGAUCCGCUCUUUCCCUUCGGAUUCGGGCUUACCACCCAACCUGCACGGCUCGGCUAGGAUUCGGGUUGGUCAUCUCUAUCUAUAGUUGUGUUCGGAUGUUGUAAUUCAAUAUAAAUAAAUUCAUUAAUAAAUUAGAUUCCAUUGCAGCUCUAA